Polistes canadensis is the source of this 3893-nucleotide messenger RNA. RefSeq names its product 26S proteasome non-ATPase regulatory subunit 1 (gene Rpn2). Gene Ontology annotation, molecular function: enzyme regulator activity. NCBI's taxonomy places the organism in Eukaryota, Metazoa, Arthropoda, Insecta, Hymenoptera, Vespidae. The record is from RefSeq and is a predicted model, not a curated record. Gene Ontology annotation, biological process: proteasome-mediated ubiquitin-dependent protein catabolic process; regulation of protein catabolic process. The transcript is spliced from 14 exons. Gene Ontology annotation, cellular component: proteasome storage granule; proteasome complex; proteasome regulatory particle, base subcomplex. Bases 103 to 3333 code for a protein of 1076 amino acids.
AACUUCAGUUCAGUUGAAUUUAGCUGACAAGAUCUUGAAUCUUACCUUGACUAAUAUCUAUUUGAAAUUUCUAUAGAUAAGUUUUAUUUGGUGAAAAUCAAGAUGAAUAUCACGUCUGCAGCUGGUAUUAUAUCUCUGCUGGAGGAGCCAAUGCCGGAAUUAAAGGUGUUUGCUCUGAAGAAGCUGGAUAUGAUCGUGGAUGAAUUUUGGCCUGAAAUUUCUGAAGCGAUUGAAAAGAUUGAAAUUCUACAUGAAGAUAAGUCGUUUAAUCAACACGAAUUGGCUGCAUUAGUGGCCAGUAAAGUUUAUUACCAUCUAGGAAGUUUUGAAGAUUCCCUUACUUAUGCUCUUGGUGCAGGUGAACUGUUUGACGUUAAUGCUCGCAAUGAAUACGUUGAUACUACCAUAGCUAAAUGCAUUGAUUAUUAUACUCAACAACGAGUAUUGGAAGCUGAAGGAAAAUUACCACCCGGUAGUAAGGGAAUAGAUCCAAGACUUGAAGGAAUUGUUAAUAGGAUGUUUCAUCGUUGUCUAGAAGACAAUCAAUAUCGUCAGGCACUUGGUCUUGCUCUUGAAACACGCAGAAUGGAUGUUUUUGAAGCUGCUAUUAUGCAAUCUGUAAGAAACAAAGAUGAUAUAAGCGGCAUGCUGUCAUACGCAUUCCAAGUUGUUAUGAGUCUUAUUCAAAAUAGGGGCUUCCGUAAUACUGUACUACGUUGCUUAGUAAACCUUUAUCGUAAUUUGGGAACACCUGAUUACGUUAAUAUGUGUCAGUGCCUCAUCUUUCUUGAUGAUCCAUUAGCUGUCGCAGAACUUUUAGAUAAACUUAGCAAAGGUUCACAAGAUUGUGUCUUGAUGGCCUAUCAAAUUGCCUUUGAUUUGUAUGAAUCAGCUACGCAACAGUUCCUUGGUCGUGUUUUACAAGCAUUGCGAGCCACUGCUCCGAUACCAUCAGCUCUUAUGGUAAAACCGAUUAUUAAGCCUGCUGCUAAACCAACUGCUGAAACUAGUUCUAAUUCUACCAGUAUGGAGACUGAAAGUAGUACACCAGUAGUAGAAGAAAAGACUCAACGUAGUAUCGACAGCUUAAGUCCUGAAGAAAAGGAACAGCAAGAACGAGUCGAUGCUUUGUCCAGUAUUUUGGGAGGAGAAGUAUCAAUUGAUUUACAUUUACAAUUUCUAAUUCGUAGUAAUCAUACAGAUAUGUUAAUAUUAAAAAAUACAAAGGAUGCCAUACGUGUAUCCAUUUGCCACACUGCCACAGUGAUAGCAAAUGCAUUUAUGCAUUCUGGUACUACCAGUGAUCAAUUUUUACGAGAUAAUUUGGAAUGGUUAGCUCGUGCUACAAACUGGGCCAAGUUGACAGCAACAGCUUCGUUAGGUGUUAUUCACAGGGGUCACGAACAAGAAGCAUUAGCAUUAAUGCAAUCUUAUUUGCCACGUGAUACUGGAGCUGGUGCAGGUUAUUCGGAAGGUGGUGGUCUUUAUGCACUCGGGCUAAUUCAUGCAAAUCAUGGUGCUGCCAUAACAGAUUAUCUGUUAGGUCAACUAAAAGAUGCACAGAAUGAGAUGGUCCGUCAUGGUGGUUGCUUAGGACUUGGUUUAGCGGCCAUGGGUUCUCAUCGUCAAGAUGUAUACGAGCAAUUGAAAUUUAAUUUAUAUCAAGAUGAUGCAGUUACUGGUGAAGCAGCAGGAAUUGCAAUGGGAAUGGUCAUGUUGGGUUCUAAAUCUCCGCAAGCUAUCGAAGAUAUGGUAGCGUAUGCACAAGAAACUCAACAUGAGAAAAUUCUACGUGGGUUGGCAGUAGGUAUUGCAUUUACUAUGUAUGGACGUCUAGAGGAGGCUGAUCCUCUCGUUUCAUCCCUUUGCGCCGAUAAGGAUCCGAUUUUACGAAGGAGCGGCAUGUACACGUUGGCUAUGGCAUAUUGUGGUACUGGAAACAAUCAAGCCAUACGAAAGUUACUGCACGUUGCUGUUUCUGACGUAAAUGACGAUGUCCGGCGGGCUGCAGUCACUGGCUUAGGAUUCCUCUUGUUCAGAACACCAGAGCAAUGUCCAAGCGUAGUAUCUCUCCUAGCUGAAAGUUAUAAUCCUCAUGUCCGAUAUGGCGCCGCAAUGGCUCUGGGAAUUGCCUGUGCUGGUACCGGCUUGAAAGAGGCAAUAGCACUCUUAGAUCCAAUGACGAACGACCCUGUGAACUUCGUCAGACAGGGAGCGUUGAUAGCCUCGGCAAUGAUCCUCAUUCAACAGACCGAAGCAACCUGUUCUCGCGUCAAGGAUUUCCGUGCCCUUUACGCGAAGGUAGUUGUCGACAAACACGAGGACGUUAUGGCCAAGUUCGGUGCUAUUCUUGCCCAGGGUAUCAUCGAUGCUGGUGGUCGUAACGUAACAGUUUCACUUCAAUCUAGAACAGGUCACACGAAUAUGUUAGCAGUCGUUGGUGCUCUUGUGUUCACUCAGUAUUGGUACUGGUUCCCCUUAGCUCAUUGUCUUGCCCUAGCAUUUACACCUACUUGCUUAAUAGCUUUGAAUGCUCAAUUAAAAAUGCCAAAAUUAGAGGUUCGUUCGAAUGCACGUCCAAGUAUCUACGCAUAUCCGGCACCACUCGAAGAGAAAAAACGUGAAGAAAGGGAAAAGGUCACUACCGCUGUUCUGAGUAUUGCUGCACGGGCACGUAGGAAGGAAUCUGAGAGAAGAGCACGUGACUCUCAUGAAAAAAUGGAUGUGGAUCCACCUGUAGUGGUAGAAACGAAGGAAAGCGUUGAAGUCAAAGAAACAUUGUCAUCGUCAUCGUCGUUGUCUUUGCCGUCGUCGUCUUUGCCGUCGUCGUCGUCGUCGUCGUCGUCGUCAUCGUCAUCGUCGUCAACAACAACGUCAGCGUCAUCGUCGGCAACGGCUUCGAAAGAUAAAGAAGAGAAGAAAAAGGAAAAGGAAGAGAAGAAGAAAGAAAAGGAGGAGAAAAAGAAAGAAAAGGAUGAAAAAAAGAAAGAGAAAGAAGAGAAGGAGGUUAAGGAUACGAAAGAGAGAAUCGAUAAGAAGAGCAAAGAUGACACGGAAAAGAGCGAAAAGGAAAAGAAGGAACCGGAGCCUAACUUCGAAAUUCUUCAAAAUCCUGCGAGAGUAUUACGGCAACAACUGAAGGUCAUUCAAUUAGUCGAAGGUAGUCCUUACGUCCCGGUCAAGGAUCUUCAAAUUGGUGGAAUUGUUAUGGUGAAACAUGUUCAAGCGGAUUCAGAAGAGGAAUUGGUUGAACCAGUCGCUGCAUUCGGACCAAAGCCAGAUGAAGAAAAAGAAGCUGAUCCACCAGAACCUUUUGAAUAUUCCGAAGAUUAAGAGGGGGAACAAUCUGACCUAAUUAAUUAUUCUCCCGCUUAAAAGUAAUAAUAAGUCAUUGUGUCUCAUAUAUAGGUACAGACAUAUAUACAAUAUAUAUACAUACACAUCAUAUAUACGUAAAUACGUGUCUCUCCUUUGUACGUGUACGCGCGUAUUCUUCUUUAGCAAGAUGCAUUUCUAUUCUUGAUUGCUGUUAUUAUUGUUAUUAUUAUUUUUGUUUUUUUUUUUCUUUUUAUUUUUAGUACACCGUUUUAGAGUGAUACUUUUAUUUCGAAUAAAACGGAACUUCGUCAAAGAAAACAUUAUUGUUUAUUUAUCCUCCUUUUCGAUAUAAUCGACAAUUAACAUUUGGGAUUUUUAACGUAAUAAAAACAAUCAUGUGUGUAAUCAAUGUGUAAGAAACCCUCUUUGUUAUUAUUUCUAAUAUCAUUGUUUCGAAUAAUACGAAUUUAUUUCGACAUGAUAAUAUUAAAGUUUAUCACCCUUCUCUCUCUUUCUCUUUCUCUCUCUGUCAUUUAUCCCUAUAAUUGUGCAUAAUCGAUAAUAAAAUAUUUAAU